AGCAAUGUGACCUUUAACUAUUCAAGGUACAACUUUUCUUCAACUACUCGAGCGUCUGUCAAAAGUCGACACGACACGACUUUCUUCAUCCACUCCCUCGCAUCAGCCUGUCAAUUCACCUUCCCAAAAUUCGCCACCGCUACAGGCGCCCUCCUCCAGUUCCUUCAGCGGCUCCACCACUGACCCAACCUGUCCCUCACCAAGUUCCAUAAAUAAAAAACAGAGAAACAGAGAGAGGUCUUGAGCAUAGGUUGAAAAUGGGGUGUGGGAAUGUCUUCUACACCUUAAUCAUAACUUUCUCAGUAGCGCUAAUCACCUACAACAUCCUCAUCUCAUCCAAUGCUCCUCUAAAGCAAGAGCUUCCAGGCCCUUCAAGAUCAUCAAUUGUUGAUCCCAUAAUCAAGAUGCCAGUAGAAAGAUCAAGAAGAUAUGGGUCAGCUGAAAAGAAGAGGCUGUUUCACACGGCUGUGACAGCUUCAGAUUCAGUUUACAACACUUGGCAGUGUCGAGUUAUGUACUACUGGUUCAAGCAGUUUAAGGAUGGACCAAAUUCAAAUAUGGGUGGGUUCACUAGGAUCUUGCACUCUGGUAAACCUGACAAGUACAUGGAUGAGAUUCCCACUUUCAUUGCUCAGCCUUUACCAGCUGGAAUGGAUCAGGGUUAUAUAGUCCUCAACAGACCUUGGGCAUUUGUGCAGUGGCUCCAACAAGCAGACAUAAAAGAAGAUUACAUAUUGAUGGCUGAGCCUGACCAUAUUAUUGUCAAGCCUAUACCAAACUUAGCGAAAGAAGAGCUUGGAGUUGCAUUUCCUUUCUUUUAUAUAGAACCUAAAAAGUACGAGUCAGUUCUGAGAAAGUUCUUCCCUGAGGACAAGGGUCCAAUAACCAAUAUCGACCCGAUAGGAAAUUCUCCGGUCAUUGUUGGGAAGGUUUCUCUUAAAAAAAUUGCUCCAACUUGGAUGAAUGUCUCAUUGGCAAUGAAGGAAGAUCCUGAAGCAGAUAAAGCUUUUGGUUGGGUGCUUGAAAUGUAUGCUUAUGCUAUUUCCUCUGCCUUGCAUGGUGUUGGUAACAUCUUGUACAAAGAUUUCAUGAUCCAGCCUCCUUGGGAUACAGAAAUCGGUAACAAGUUCAUUAUUCAUUACACAUAUGGGUGUGACUAUGAUUUGAAGGGUAGGUUAACCUAUGGAAAGAUUGGAGAAUGGAGGUUUGAUAAAAGAUCUUUUGAUAGUGUAGCACCACCAAGAAGCCUUCCCCUGCCACCUCCUGGUGUUCCACAAAGUGUGGUAACACUGGUGAAAAUGAUAAAUGAAGCCACGUCAAACAUUCCAAAUUGGGGGUCAUAGAAGAAGAAAAAAGGGGUUGACUGCAACUGCAAGAUGCUGGAUGAAAAAGCUUCAUUCAGUCGUCAUACACAUUUGGAUGGGAAAAAAGAAGGGAAGAGGGUGUGCGGGGGUGUUGGGUUUAUUCAUGUUUAUUCUGCUAGUUAAAAUUGGGACAUAACCUGAUGAACUAUGAUGAGCAGAGGGAGAAAAAACUAAAAUUAUAUAUAGGUGGUCAGUCUGAUCCCAAAAUGUUUGUUGCUCUUCAAAUUAACAAAAGCAUAUUAUUGUUUGAUGACGUUUUUUGUUUUUGAUAAGAACUGGCGUUCUCAGUGAUUUCUCUUCUUUGAUUAUUUAAAGAAAAAUGAAGGCAAACUCUGCAAGUUGUAAGAAAAGAUACGUAUUCUUUUGCUUAUCGUGGGGAAAUUUCUGAUAUGCUUUCAAAAGAGCUUAACCUACGGAAAGAAUGUUGAGUGGAGGUUUGGUAGUUUGUUGGUUUCAUUAAUUGAAACUUACGGCUAAUCAAAAAAUUUUCUUUGGUCGUGAUUUAAGAAUAGGAUAAGAAAUUAUAAUUUUUGAGAUUUGGUUGUGGUUUAAGAAUAAGUAGUUAUAAUUGCUAAGAUUUGAAUUGUAGAUUUCUUGAAUGUCAAAUGUUCUUUAUGUCACUUUCCUAAGUUGAUUAUGAGAAAGCUAAAUGGUAGGAUUUUUUUAUUUCAUAUUUUCAAGCUUUUUCCUGAGAUGUUGUGGGUUCAGUUG
This is a messenger RNA of Durio zibethinus, 2075 nucleotides long. RefSeq names its product hydroxyproline O-arabinosyltransferase 1-like. Gene Ontology annotation, molecular function: glycosyltransferase activity. Lineage: Eukaryota; Viridiplantae; Streptophyta; Magnoliopsida; Malvales; Malvaceae. The record is from RefSeq and is a predicted model, not a curated record.